GGCCAUGGAGGGCUCGAGUCAAAGCAAUCCACGUACGUACUCACGCCCUCGCGAACGCAUCAUUCUACCCACCAGGCCGAUAAUCGACAUCAUCGGCAGCGUUGAUCUCCGGCGAUGACGCACGGCCAUCACCACCACCACCACCAUCACGGCGGCGGCCAUCACCACCAUGGCCACCAUCACCACCACCACCACGGGCACCAUCAUCACCAUAACGACAGCCAGCAGGCGCCGGCGCUACCGGGGUUCCCCGUCCCGUACUCUUACCUUCCCACGACGGUCGGGGCACCGCUCCUCCAAAGCAGGCCCAAGCCGGACUGCUCCGACUCUGACUCCGAGGGCGGACUCUACAACUGCACGCUUGUGGCCUGCUUGAUCCUGGCCGUGGUGUGCAUCCUCGUCUACAUGUUCGGCUGAUCCAUCGAUUAUUGUUCCAAGGAGCGUGCGCCUGCACAUUACUACUGUUUCUGAUGGCAUCGAUGGCACACAGAUAGGUAGCUUAGUAGUUGACGAGGACUUGGGACACGUCCCAUCGGGAAUAUUAGAACUUGCUCCAGUGAAGUAUAAACGUGGACACGUGGUAGCCAUGGGAGUACUGAUCAGCUCGUGUGCAUGGUGACUUGAUUGUUGUUAUAGUUUCGAUAUAUGCCGCAACGUGUUCUUCAAACCAUUUUACUUGUCUUUCUCGGUGGUCGAUAUGCUUUCAAACAAACAAAAAGAAAACUCAUGUCUGAUUAUUUA
Molecule: messenger RNA, 741 nt
Organism: Triticum aestivum (bread wheat)
Lineage: Eukaryota; Viridiplantae; Streptophyta; Magnoliopsida; Poales; Poaceae
Exons: 2
Coding region: 115-417 (100 amino acids)
Source: RefSeq, a predicted model, not a curated record